AUGGUAGCCACGAGCAGUGUCCACAACCGAUCGCACAGCCUGCUCCUGCUGCAGAAGCUGCUCAACCUCCGCGACUCGGCCAGUCCUCUGACGCUUGUCCACGACAGUCUGGAGCAGCCAGCGCAACCUGUGCUCGACGAGUACGUCCACCGCGCAAAGAUUUCGAAAACAAAAAUCAUUCUGCUCUCUUUUGCGACGGUCAAGAAGCCCCAGAUGGUGGACAUGAUGAUCAAGGCGGCCGGCAGGGACUUGCGACUUGUCGUCAAGGAACUGGUUGCGCAUUAUCCCGCCCAUGAUCCGAAACAGCCAAGAGAGAAACCAAAUCAAAGGGCCAUCAUCCUCAUCGACUCGCUCAACAACCUCGCGUCCACAGCCGCAAGCUCCCUCUCGCACUUCCUCUCCAGCAUCCUGACUCCGGCAGUAUCGCUAGUAUCCGUAUAUCAUACCGACGUGCCCAUUCUACUACCACCUUCGUUCAACGAGUACGAACCACACCCCUUCACCGUCAUGAACCACCUCGCUACCGCUAUCCUGCGCCUCUCCAGCCUGCCUCAAGAAAUCGACAGGCAAAAGGCACGCAACCGCGCCGUCCAAGAACCCGAGUGGGGCCUCAGGGAAGACCGCGAAGGCGUCCUCAUAGGCCUCAGGCCAAGGGCCUCCGACCGGGACAGAGGCGUCGUCAUCGACAUGGAGCUGCGGCGCAAGAGCGGGCGGACAGUCACGGAAAAGUUCAUCCUGCAGCGCCACCUGGCGGCUGCGGCAAAGUCGGGCACGGGCAGGAUCACGCUGCUGACAGACCAUGCCCUGUUCAGCCCGGUAGAGGCGGACCGCGCGGACGGGGAGGAGCCUGAGAGUACCUUUAACUUGGGCCUAACGGAAAAGCAGCGGAGGGACAGAGAGGGCAUAGUGCUCCCGUAUUUCGAUGCGCAGACGGACAUUGGGGCCGGCGAGGGCGGCAGGAUAUUGUACGAGAUGGGGAGAGAGGACGACUUUGAUGACGAGGAGGACGAGAUUUAG
Molecule: messenger RNA, 1017 nt
Organism: Metarhizium album ARSEF 1941
Lineage: Eukaryota; Fungi; Ascomycota; Sordariomycetes; Hypocreales; Clavicipitaceae
Product: Histone acetylation protein 2
Exons: 3
Coding region: 1-1017 (338 amino acids)
Biological process (GO): tRNA wobble uridine modification
Cellular component (GO): nucleus; elongator holoenzyme complex; cytosol
Molecular function (GO): tRNA binding
Source: RefSeq, a predicted model, not a curated record